UGUCGCAAAUCAAAGUUAUAGUGUGUCUGCUUCCUCGCCAGCACCUGCUUCAACAUCGAUACCUUCAUCUGAGGGAAGUUUAGUGCCAAGUGAAGCAGCCGAUGGUGGUGGCACACAGGAGAGUCAUGAUGCUAUCAAUGUGGACAGUGAUUUUGAGGAACAACCUGUUACCAAGAAGGCAAAGAAAACCACAUCUAAAGUGUGGCAAUACUUCACCAAGUCCUGGGUGACAGUGGAGGUAAAUGGCAAGAAAGAACAACAAUGUUGGGCAAAGUGCAAUUUCAAAGGGUGCAAAAACAAGACUAGCAAGCAUAGAGCUGAGAGCAAUUUUGGAACAACUGCUUUUUGGACACAUCUUGCUAAUUACCACACUUUUGUUCCGGACUUGGUUCGCACGGAGGCCCAGAGAGCACAACGCUUUAUUGACGGGAUUUACCCAGCAGUCCGUCAUAACAUUGUAGGUCACGGGACCCAGACGUACGCUCGCGCUGUUUCCAUUGCCCAGAAAGUAGACGCCAGCAUUAGGAGGGAGGCCAUCCGUGAUUGUCCUCAGCCAUUCGCCCCCGCCCAGUCAUCCACAGCUUCACCAGCUUUACCAGUUGCCGAGCCGACGAAGGAGAAGAAGAGGAAGGGGAAGGGCGCUCAGACCGACAGGAGGACUCGCCAGAGGCAGCAGCAGGUUCCACAGUGCCCCACAUGCGGACGUUUUCACCGAGGCGAGUGUCGCUUCGGCCAGGAUAUAUGCUAUUACUGCCACGAGCUCAGACACUUUGCUAACCGUUGUCCGAAGAAGGCACAUCAGCCGCAGCAGCCUCAGCAGCCACAACAGCAGCAGCUGCCCCGUGCUAUGUCAGGGAUGAUCAUGCUUAAUAAUGUUCCUGUGUUUGCUUUAUUCGAUACUGGAGCGACGCACUCCUUUAUUUCACGACGAUGCCUUGAUGCCAUCAGAGUUCAUGCCAUUACCGCUGUCGAUCCUCUCGAGGUGAGUCUAGCCUCGGGACGAAAGAUAGUGACCUCAGCUAGAGCUUCAGAUCUCAGCCUUUCCAUCGGUGGUCGUUCAUUGUCUGCCGACGCGUAUGUUCUCGAGAUGAGGGACUUUGACCUUAUUCUCGGGAUGGAUUGGCUAUCCAUUUAUCAUGCAGAUAUCCGAUGUCAUGACCGGGAGAUUACUCUCUAUCUUCCGGGAGACGACUCGAUUACCUUCUUUGGCAGCAAGAAUCGUUCAUUGCCUCAUGUUGUUUCGAUGGCGAAAUCCACCAAGUUGCUGCGACGAGGCAACUGCCAGGGUUAUCUGGUGAGCCUUGUCGAUGAUUCUCAGAAAGCACGAUCACCUCACGAUGUUCCAGUUGUUCGUGAGUUUGUGGACGUGUUCCCAGACGAGCUUCCAGAAGGACCACCUAACCGGCAGGUGGAGUUCUCUAUUGACCUCAUUCCAGGAGCCGGCCCAGUAUCUAAAGCCCAAUACCGUAUGGCGCCGAAGGAGUUGCAGGAGCUUAAGGCACAGAUUCAGGAGUUAUUACGACUCGAUUUCAUCCGACCGAGCGUGUCACCUUGGGGAGCACCCGUUCUCUUUGUCAAGAAAAAGGACAGAUCCAUGAGCAUGUGUAUCGACUACCGGGAUU
This is a messenger RNA of Striga hermonthica, 1622 nucleotides long. Lineage: Eukaryota; Viridiplantae; Streptophyta; Magnoliopsida; Lamiales; Orobanchaceae. The record is from the annotation of a GenBank genome assembly.